Molecule: messenger RNA, 3642 nt
Organism: Penicillium pulvis
Lineage: Eukaryota; Fungi; Ascomycota; Eurotiomycetes; Eurotiales; Aspergillaceae
Product: C2 domain protein
Exons: 5
Coding region: 1-3642 (1213 amino acids)
Molecular function (GO): lipid binding
Source: RefSeq, a predicted model, not a curated record
AUGGGUGAGCACUGGAGUGGUGCCAAUCCUGUUCCGACGGUUCAGAAAUACGUCGAGCGCCUUGACAACGAGAAGAAGGAUCGUGAUCUUCGGAUUGAUGAGGAGAAUCGACAGAGACUUGAACGCGAAAAGAACAACCAAUGGCAUGAUACUCACGGGGAAAAACAUAAUGAGGGCCAGGAAGAUGCGGUCGCUCACAAGGCGCGCGAGGUCUCCAAGGCCAAAAUGCGCACUGUGACUGAUCCGACGACUGGGAAAGAUAUUGGAGUUGAGGAUCAAGAUGAAACAUCAAUGGAAGCUGUCAAGAAUCCGAUGUUGACGGUGCCAAAUGCCAAUAUCGGAGAGCCGACUGAAGUGAAAACCAGCCAUGAUCAAGAACUACCAGAGUAUAAGGAAAAGCAAGAUAUCACCGCCCCUCCCGACCCUAUCGCCGAAGGAACAACAUCCGAUGUGCCAAUCCGUGGCGAGAAGACCAAUGUGCUCUUCCAUCCCACACCGACAAUCUCAUAUGCCCCCAUGUUUAAGCAGCUGGAGAAGCAGGCAACGAAACUAUGCAUCGGUAUCCCUGUUGCUAUCAUUGUUCUUGGUCGAACUUUUGGCGCUUCUCUUUGGGGCCUCAUCCCAUUGGCUGCAUGCAUUGCCAGCGGUGUAUGGUUAUGGGUACAAGAGGUUAUCCGGAGUGGCAAAGACAUGGAAUGGAGUAGCGAGCAGAUGCGUGGGGAAACCGCCACUGCAAACCUUCUUCCAGAGUCGGUGGAAUGGAUGAACUCUUUUCUCGGCGUCGUCUGGGGCCUCAUGAAUCCCGAGAUGUUGACUCCAAUGGCCGACACAAUCGAGGAUAUCAUGCAAGCCUCCGCUCCAAGCGUGGUUGAGAAUGUUCGCAUCGCUGAGAUCGACCAGGGUAACAACCCAAUCCGUAUUCUCAGCAUGCGUGCCCUUCCGGAUGGGCACGUCCAAAACCUCAAGGACAAUAUUCACGAAUCAAACUUGAAGACCAAAGACCCUCAAGAAGCCGCUGCUACCGAGGAAGGAGGCAGCUACUACAAUUUGGAGGCUUCGUUCGCCUAUCACGCUAAGCCGAGCUCUGGAACGGCUUCUUCCAAGGCACGCAACAUGCACAUGCACAUCGUCUUUUAUCUUGGUAUCCGUGGUUUGUUCGGCAUCCCUUUCCCCAUCUUCGUCGAAUUAACCGAGCUGGUUGGCACCGUCCGACUCCGACUUCAGAUGAUGCCCGAGCCUCCUUUCGCAAAGGAUCUCACCUUCAGCUUGGUUGGCAUCCCUCACGUCAAAGCGGCUUGUGUGCCCAUGCUCCGACGUGGAGUCAAUAUCCUCAAUCUACCUCUUAUCUCUAACUUUGUGAAUUCCUCUAUCGGUGCCGCUUGUGCAAUGUUCGCGGCGCCCAAAUCUAUGACUAUGGACGUGAGCAUGAUGCUGCAGGCUGACGACAUUGACAAGGAUACUAUCGCCAUCGGCGUGAUGUGGAUUCGUAUUCACCGGGCUGUUGGUCUGAGCAAGCAGGACCGUCGUGGUAGCGAGGGCGGUGGUAGUGAUCCGUACAUCAACCUUUCGUUCUCGAAAUACGGGAAGCCUAUGUACUGCACUCGUGUGAUCACGGAUGACCUCAAUCCUAUCUGGGAGGAAACUGCCGCGCUUCUUGUCACGCCGGAGCUUAUCAAAGCGGACGAGAACUUGAGUAUUGAGCUCUGGGAUUCGGACCGUAAUACUGCGGAUGAUAUCGUGGGUAAAGUCGAGCUACCUAUUCGGGAGAUGCUUCAGCACCCGAGUAAGAUGUACCCACAGGUAUCUAAGCUGCAGGGUCUUGAUGAGGGUAGCGAGAUGCCGGGUCAAUUGCAUUGGGAGGUUGGCUACUUCGGAAAGCCGAAGCUGCGUCCUGAGCUGCGGACGGAUGGCAAGAAGAAGGAUCUCCCUGAGAAUCUUAAAGGAAAUCCAACGUUUGAGGAUGACAAGGGCACUAUUAACAAUGAGGAAGAGGAUGCAGUUGUGCAUACGCCUCCUGACCCUAUCUGGCCGAGUGGUAUUGUGCAUAUUGUCGUGCAUCAGAUUGUUAAUCUCCAGCUUGCCAAUAUUAAGGGCAGUGACGGAAACCGCAAGGGCAAGGAGUAUGAGCCUGCGAAGGCUUCUGGUGAGAAUACGGAAGAAGAAGGUGGUGAUUUGCCAACAAGUUACUGCAAGAUCAUGCUCAACGAUCAAUUGGUCUACCGCACGCGCCCUAAGGCCGUGAGCUCCAAACCAAUCUUCAACGCUGGAACAGAACGCUUUGUACGUGACUGGCGCUCCGCUGUCGUGACGGUCACCGUGCGAGACCAGCGGUACAGAGAACACGACCCCAUCCUAGGUGUAGUGCCCCUCAAACUAUCCGAAAUCUUCCAAACCGCCUCCCAGGUCACACGCUGGUACCCACUCGAUGGCGGCGUCGGCUUCGGACGCAUCCGUAUCUCACUUCUCUUCCGCCACGUGGAGACGAAGUUACCACCCACCAUGCUCGGCUGGGACGUCGGCACAUUCGAAUUCGGCGCGAACCAGAUCGUCGCUAAGGGUUACGGCCACUAUGCCAAAAUCAAGAUGCGCACCGGCGGAAGUACAGGCAAGAUUCCUCGACACAAGUCACGCGCGGAAGGUGACGACGUGAUCUACGAUAUCUCGGACGAAACCUUCCGCGAUAGCCUCCGUCUACCUGUGAAGCAUCGCUACAGAUCUCCCGUCGUCUUCGAGUUCCACACCAAGGGCAAACGUGGCGCAGCAGCCUAUGCUGUGCUUUGGCUGCAGCACUUGGUCGACAACGAGCACACCGACAUCGAUAUCCCAAUCUGGACAACUAAGAGUGGCCCCCGACUCACUCAGAAUUACAUCACGGAAGAGAAUUGGCGCGCAAAGGAAGUUCCCGGCCUUGAAGAUCUUACCACAGUCGGUCGGCUGCAAUUUAACUGCCACUUCUCGCCGGGUAUCGACGAGUCGCACGAAAAGUUCGUCGUCGACAACGAUUCCCGUGAGACUUUCGAAACAUGGGAAGCUUGCGUCUCGCAGGGCGUUCGUUCCCGCAGUGUCUCUAUCGAAGUCCCCGAGGAAGUCCAACAGAAACAUGAGCAAAGUCUCAUUGACUCCCGAGACGUCCUUAAGAACGCUCCUCCUACUGAGCGUCGCCGUUGGAUCGACCAUGAAGGCCAUGACUGGAGUGGUGCCUUUGGGCAUGAUCCGCGGGCGUACACAGAUUCCAAGGGCCGAAAGGUCGCGGAGCCAGGGCAGGAUAAACCGCUCCAUGAUCCUGUCAUGCCGCCACCACUCAAGGGCCAGCCUUCUGUACGAGGGGGUCCGCAGAAUGGUGAGGAGCAGCAUGAUGAGAUUGACUCUUCAUCAGAUGAUUCUGACAAUGAAUCUUCGUCGGUGGGGCCAUCUAUAGUCAGUGAAAGUGCAACGGCUAGUUCUUCAAAGAGUAUGGAUCAGAGCGAUAAGGCCAAUCGGAGGAGUGAGCAGCGGCAGCAGCGAGGACUGAUGCAGUGGAAACCAGCUCGGAACGCGGCUUUUGUCAAGGAUGAGGCGAAAUUUGCGCUUAGAAAGAUUAAGAAGAAGGUUGGGGCAGGUGGGCUUACGGGACGUGAGCCGGAUGUUGAGACAGAGACCUGA